AUGUACCGCGAUACCGGCGGAUUGCUUCUGGAUGACGCUCUCCUAAAUGAUCAUCUUAUGUUCGAAUUUUCGCCUGCAGAAAGUCUUAUCAACUUCGAAUUACCAUCGAACGUUAAUGCAGAAUGUAAUUUUGUUGAUUGGCAACUUAGUGAUUUGGACUUCAAUUGUGAUACUUUUAUUCAUGGCCUGGACAGUUCAAACAGAGAUUCUAAUUUUGAAGAUAGUUCACCGAUACUUUUCGAUUUCGAUGAUUUGGACAAAAAUAUUGACUUAGACGAUUAUCUUCUGGAAGCCAUAACUAGUGAUAAGUCUAACGACGUGCUGCAAUCGAGGAUAGAAACUUCACAGAGUGGUGAUGAUACAUCUCUAGGUGGGCUUUCUGUACUUGGAAUAGAUUUAGAGACAACGUCCGUUCAGAACGUUCAACACACCGACCGACCGGCUGCUUUAAGUAAAAGUGGAAAAGUGCGGUACCUUGUAUCACAAGAGACUAAAAUUCAGACAUGGGGCGAGCCUACGUUUUGCCCGGAACUCGGAGCCUUUCGAUGUCCGGUAGAGGAGUGCGGAAAGCUAUAUGCAAAAACGUCGCACGUUCGCGCGCACUUACGACGCCAUAGUGGCGAGAAGCCCUACCAAUGUACGUGGGGAGGCUGUAGUUGGCGGUUUGCACGAUCCGACGAAUUGGCGCGACAUCGUCGAAGCCAUUCAGGUGACAAGCCUUACCGGUGCGGCGAGUGCGGUAAGAGGUUCGCGCGUUCUGAUCAUCUCGCGAAGCACGGCCGCGUACACGCGCGCCGUGCUGCAGCCGCCGCCGCAGCUACUAAAAGAGCAUCCUCGCAUUCUCACCGAACCAGAAGACUGUUU
This is a messenger RNA of Brenthis ino (lesser marbled fritillary), 864 nucleotides long. NCBI's taxonomy places the organism in Eukaryota, Metazoa, Arthropoda, Insecta, Lepidoptera, Nymphalidae. The record is from the annotation of a GenBank genome assembly.